Messenger RNA from Daphnia carinata, 1557 nucleotides. It is a transcript of the gene Vps16B, whose product is annotated as spermatogenesis-defective protein 39 homolog. The transcript is spliced from 6 exons. The record is from RefSeq and is a predicted model, not a curated record. The coding region runs from base 86 to 1444 and encodes 452 amino acids. Lineage: Eukaryota; Metazoa; Arthropoda; Branchiopoda; Diplostraca; Daphniidae. Gene Ontology annotation, biological process: vacuolar transport; intracellular protein transport. Gene Ontology annotation, cellular component: cytoplasm.
ACGAAGUUUAUAUGUGUAAAAUUAUUUCCAUCUAAGAAUUGUUCGUGUGUCGUUUGUUGAUUCACCACACAAAAAAAAGUUAGAAAUGGAUAAACCAGAAGAUGAAAAAUACUGGUCAUCAUCAGCCACAAAAGGAUUUGACUUUGACUCUGAAGAAAAUGAACAUGCCGGCGACAUUUUUGGAGCAACUCCAUUGCAAACUGCACAACUGUCAAAGGAGGUCCAGCUAAACAUUCCACGACAGCCUGUGGUAUCAAGAGGCGAAGCACAUAUGAAAUUAUCCAGUUCGCUAUCAUCACUUAGCACUUGUAGCAACUCAAGCUACAAAUUUAAUACAAGUCAACCCACCAAACAAUGUGAAGUAACCUGCAAACUACUUUCUUCAACAAUAAAUGAUGAAACUAUGUCUAGUCCAAAAGAUGUGGUGAGGUCAAUUUUUCUUGGAAUGUCGUAUGAUUUAAGCUGCUUUAAGAAACUAAGUGACAAGAAAACCUUGCUAGAUGAAGCUCUGAAAUUAGGUGAUGGUGAUGUCAUCUGUGCAGUGCUUCUUUUCCUUCAAAAAAGUUUGCAUCAAGUGGUUUUGUUUCCUCUUCUGAAGGAAAGAUACGUUGCGGCCCGUGAGUACAUUGCAAUCUUGGAAAAGCAAAAGUGUUUUAAAGAGGCAGCAAUCCUAUGUGAUGAACUGCAACAAACUAAAGAAGCUGUAGUCCACUUAUACAAUAGUUGCUUCAGAGAAGGGCAGCAAAAUAUUCAGUCUUCGCUAGAACACCUGUGUAAAAAUGAAUUAAAAAAUUUCAAGCAAAUAGAAGUUGAAUAUGAGAUUAUAGAAGAACAUAUCCUACUAUUGGAAAGACAAGGUCCAAUUGCUGUUACCAGAGCUCGUCUUCCGCAAUCUGAAAUAGAGGAUACAAGGACAUCGCCAUUAAUUGGGAAAGCUGUUACAGCUCAAAAUUUAGUAGGAUCUUCGCUACUUUCCACUUUGCAAUAUUGUUGUCGCCACAACUGGGACGCUCCUGAAAAUCUAUUGGCUUCCCCUGUAGGACUUAAAAAAACUUUCAAAUUAACGGAAAGGCAAUUCCUUUGGAACGCGUUUAUCGGAAGAAUCUUGAUGAAUGAAGAUCCACUUCCAAUCCUUCUUGUGAAGGGCAUGUUUGGAGCAUCAAAAAUAUCUGCAAAUCUUUCAAUUCCACGGAUCUUAGAAGUAGCAUCAAAUUUGAAAGGCAAACCAAACCUAUUUGAUCAGUUACUAUUGCUGGUUGAAAAAUCUGAAAAGCGCUACCAGUUAGCAAAGAAAUACCAACGUCACCGCAUCGUCAUUGAUGUGCUGAUUAGUAACAAGGAUCGAAUAAGUUUGCUUCAGUACCGAGAUUCUAUUGACGACCAAAGUGAGAUUGAUUACAUAAAUAACACAUUAAGAGUGUCGAGCACCCGAUGGAAAAACUAGGAUGGUUUACGCUCAAAAUUGACACCAAACGCUACUCAUUUGUGACUGUCUUUCUCGUGGUGUUUCUUUUGUUUUUUUCAUAUGCCAUUGUCUCACUUCGUCCUCCUUCCUGU